AUGAGCGCUACUUCCGCCGCCAUGCCCAAAGCCGCGGCCCUUCCCGCUCGUUUACUGCGGACCUCGCGACAAUGCUCCAAGCAGAGCCCGGCGGCCAGUGUGCGAUCGGCCACCCCGGUUCGAUCCUAUCAUGUGUCAACUACCCCUUCGACCAGUCAGCGCUUGCGAGAUGGUGUUCGGGGCAAGCAUAACUCAUUCCUUUCGUCAAGGGUUUUCCAUACGACCGCUCCCCGUGGGGCCAUUUCUGACCCGUAUAAAGUUCUAGGAGUCGACAAAGGCGCCUCUGGGGCGGACAUCAAGAAAGCCUACUAUGGAAUGGCCAAGAAAUAUCACCCGGAUACCAACAAGGACCCCGGCGCCAAGGAAAAGUUCGCAGAAGCCCAAUCGGCCUACGAAGUUCUUUCUGAUACGAAGAAGCGCGAGAAUUACGACCGGUUUGGCUCGGCUGCCUUCGACCAAAAUGGCGGCUUCGAUCCCAGUGGCGGUAACCCUUUCGCUGGUGCUGGAGGUUUCCAUGGCUUCGGGGGUGGUUUCGGGGGUGGCUUCCCCGGAGGAUUUUCGGCAGAUAUCAAUUUUGAAGAUCUUUUCGGAGCUUUCACAGGGGGUGCCCGCCGUUCUGGCCGGGGCCGCCGAAGCCCGUUCCAGGAGAUCUUGGUGGGCGAAGAUAUUGAGGUCCAGACCAGCAUUUCGUUCAUGGAAGCUGCGAAGGGUACAUCAAAGGAUAUUGUCAUCACCCCAUUGAAAGAAUGUGGCACCUGUGACGGUGAUGGACUGAAGAAGGGCGCCAAACGAUCUCAGUGCCGUCAGUGCAACGGUUCCGGCACCCGAGUACACAUGAUGCAGGGAGGAUUCCAGGUCGCAGCCACCUGCGAUGCCUGUGGAGGAGCAGGAAUGUCAGUGCCCCGGGGAUCUGAGUGUGGCUCAUGUAAAGGAAACGGCGUGGUCAGGGAUCGGAAGACCGUUCAGGUCGAUAUCCCUGGUGGUGUCGAGGACGGCAUGCGUCUGAGAGUGACCGGUGAAGGCGACGCCCCUCCCAUGGGCACCGCGGCAGCCCCAGGCUCCCGUACGCAGCGAGGUGACCUGUACGUCUCCAUCCGAGUUUCUCCCGACCACCGGUUUAGCCGUUCCGGCUCCGAUAUUCUUUACACGGCUUCUAUCCCCCUCACCACUGCCCUGCUUGGCGGUGAAGUGACGGUCCCGACAUUGGAUGGCGAGGUCAAGGUCAAGGUUGGCACUGGCACCGGCACCGGCGACCGUAUUACACUCACUGGCAUGGGUAUGAAGAAGCUCAGUGGCCGCUCUAGGGCAUUCACCCCUACGGGUGACUUGAAGGUGGAGUUUAAGGUUGCCAUGCCGAAGUAUUUGACCGGCAACCAGCGGACGAUCCUUGAGGUCCUUGCGGAUGAAAUGGGUGACAAGACGGCCAGGCGCAUUAUGGAUAUCCCGAAGGAUGGCAGCUCUCCCCCCGAGUCCAACGCCACCUCAGACUCCUCCAAGAAUGAGGGAUUCCUCAAAUCGGCCUGGCACAAGCUCAUGAACCACACGAAACACUCAGAAUCAGAGGGCUCGACCAGCGAAUCAAGCAAGAAAGACACUGGGGACGCCAAAAAGACUGGCGGGGAGAAGAACUCCCCGCUCCUCCCGAGCAUCAAGAUGGUUCAAUCGCCCAUGAUCUCAUGUCCGCUUAAGCAGACCAACGAAAUCGACUGGAUUCGGCCCCUCAAGGACUACAUUCGUCAGAGUUACGGCGAAGACCCCGAACGGUACGGCUCAGAAUGCGCCACCCUCAACCGCUUGCGCCAGGACAUGAGGGGCGCAGGGAAGGAUAGUGCGACAGGGCGCGACCUGUUAUAUCGGUAUUACGGACAGCUGGAGCUCUUGGAUCUGAGGUUUCCCGUGGAUGAAAAUCAUAUCAAGAUCUCCUUCACUUGGUAUGACGCCUUUACACAAAAGUCAACCUCACAAUAUUCUUUGGCAUUCGAGAAAGCAUCGAUCAUCUUUAACAUCUCCGCCGUGCUUUCAUGCCAUGCCGCAAACCAAAAUCGCGCUGAAGACACCGGUCUCAAAACCGCUUAUCACUCCUUCCAGGCAUCUGCUGGCAUGUUCACGUAUAUCAACGAGAACUUCCUCCACGCGCCAUCAACCGACUUGAACCGGGAAACCGUCAAGGCCCUGAUAAACAUCACUCUUGCCCAAGGUCAAGAAGUAUUCCUAGAGAAACAAAUUGCGGACAAUAAGAAAGCUGGAUUGCUAGCGAAACUCGCCAGUCAAUCUGCUUAUCUAUACUCCCAGGCUGCCGAAGGGAUGCAAGAGUUCGCUAAGGGUGUCUUUGAUAAGGUGUGGACAAUUGUUGUGCAGGCUAAGGCGGGGCACAUGGCCUCUGUGGCGUCCUACUACCAGGCCCUAGCCGACAGUGAGACUGGUUCGCACGGCGUGGCUAUUGCCCGGCUGCAGCUUGCAGAGAAGAAUUCGACAGCAGCACUAGGGUGGGCCAAGUCAUUCCCAUCGUCUGUCUCUCCCAAUGCCAAUUUGAGCUCCGAAUCGGGCACCAAUCUCCUCGAUAUGAUCAAGUAUCACCUUGCGAACGUCCAGGCCAAGCUCACCGUAUUCAAGAAAGACAACGACUUUAUCUACCACCAGCCCAUUCCGAGCGAGGCAGGUUUGUCGGCCGUUUCGAAGCUGCCCGCAGCAAAGGCCAUUCCUGUUAGCGAGCUCUACCAAGGCCAAGAUAUUCAACGUAUCAUCGGCCCGGACAUCUUCCAGAAACUCGUGCCCAUGUCCGUCACGGAAACGGCCAGUCUCUACGACGAAGAAAAGGCCAAGCUGAUCCGAGCAGAAACAGAGAAAGUCGAGACGGCAAACGGAGAAAUGGCGGCCAGUCUUGAUUACCUAAAACUUCCCGGUAGUUUGAAUAUUCUCAAAGGCGGAAUGGACCAGGAGAUGACCGUGGAUGACGAGUUUCGACGAUGGUGUCAGGAGCUUGGGGGCCAUCAACCUUUCAUCAAGGCCUUUGAUGGCCUACAGGAUCGCAAGGCAGAGAUCUUGGCGCAACUAGACCAAUGUUCUAAGCAAUUGGACUUAGAGGAAAGCGUAUGCGAGAAGAUGCGUUCCAAAUACGGGGUGGAGUGGAGCCAACAACCCAGCGCCAUGCUGAACACUACACUACAUGGCGAUAUCCGAACAUAUCGGGAUACCAUCAAUGAAGCGAGUGCCAGCGAUUCUCAGCUUCUGUCAACCCUACGGCAGUACGAGGCAGACUUCGAUGAAAUGCGAUCUGCCGGGGAAACAGACGAGGCCGAAGUCCUCUUCCAGCGCGCCAUGAUCAAAGCUGGCUCCAAGCAUGGCAAGGGUAAAAAUGGACUUGGUAGUCCAUACUCGUCUUCGGCAGAAGGAAGUUUGAUCGAUGAUGUCUUCGAUGAGGGCGGCACCUCGGUGGCUGAGCAAAUCGCUAGAGUCGAGUCCAUUCUGAAGAAAUUGAACCUGAUCAAGAGAGAACGAGCUCAGGUCUUGAAAGACCUCAAAGAGAAGGUUCACACCGAUGACAUCUCCAAUGUCCUGAUACUCAACAAGAAAACCAUCGCCGGGCAGGAAAGUCAACUUUUUGAAGCGGAGCUAGAGAAAUUUCGUCCGCAUCAGAACCGACUCCUCCAGGCCAACCAUAAACAGGCGUCGCUGAUGAAAGAACUUACGAAAAUAUACGGUGACUUGCUGCAGGACAAGCGAGUGCGUGCUGAACAAUCGAAGUAUGAGACGAUCACCCGCCAACGCAACACGGUGAUGUCUCGAUACAAGAAGAUAUACGAUGCAUUCAAUGGCCUACUAUCCGGAACCGUGCAGGCCCAGACCUUCUACAGGGAGAUGGGCGAGACCGUGGACAGUCUGAAGAAGAACGUCGAGUCUUUCAUCAACAACCGCCGAUCCGAAGGCGCACAGCGGCUGGGCCUAAUCGAGCGGGAUAAAGUAAGCAGUGGCACCGAGCAGGGAGACUAUGACCGGGAGAGGAUGCAGCAACUCAUGGAGCGCUUGACUACGGAACCCAAGACGUCGCCAGCUCCACCCUCCGCCUCGGCCGCUCCGUCCAAGGCCAAGUCCCCUCCUCCUGCCAUCCAGACGCCCGCAUAUCCCAACCCCGUCAUAUCUUCGCCGAAGAUGUCACCGCGCUUCCCUCCCAAUAUCUCGGGACAGUCGCACGGCAUCCCCAUGUCGCAUUCCCCCGCCCCCUAUGGGCGGUAUAUGGGCCACGGAACGGGCGUCUCCUACGUCCCGGGGCAGCCAUUCCAGCAAGGCGCCGCGGCGCCUCUUUCAGAGGGCUACAACCCAAUGGCCUACCCCGUUCCUCCCUCCGUUUCCCCUCCGCCGAACCAACAAUUCUACUCGUCCACCCCAACCCCAUUCAGCUACGCCGGCCCUACUCCGCCAGCCGCUCCAUCCUCCUUCAUGCCCCAGGGCUACGUCCCGCCCCCUCCGCCGCCCCGCCCCCAGCAGACAACCUAUCCCUCUUCUACGGGCCCAUACCCAUCCGGUCCUGGUGGCUAUGCGCAAAACAGAUCCUACGGCUCGAGCCAGCACCACAAGGCUCCCUCACAAUCUCAAAGCCAAUCGGCCACCUCCACCUCCAACGACCCCUGGGCGGGCCUUAACGCAUGGAAAUAA
Messenger RNA from Aspergillus sclerotioniger CBS 115572, 4653 nucleotides. RefSeq names its product BRO1-domain-containing protein. Gene Ontology annotation, cellular component: endosome. The coding region runs from base 1 to 4653 and encodes 1550 amino acids. Gene Ontology annotation, biological process: protein transport to vacuole involved in ubiquitin-dependent protein catabolic process via the multivesicular body sorting pathway; protein folding; response to heat. Gene Ontology annotation, molecular function: ATP binding; heat shock protein binding. NCBI's taxonomy places the organism in Eukaryota, Fungi, Ascomycota, Eurotiomycetes, Eurotiales, Aspergillaceae. The record is from RefSeq and is a predicted model, not a curated record. The transcript is spliced from 6 exons.